Molecule: messenger RNA, 1680 nt
Organism: Adineta ricciae
Lineage: Eukaryota; Metazoa; Rotifera; Eurotatoria; Adinetida; Adinetidae
Source: the annotation of a GenBank genome assembly
AUGAAUAUACCACUGAACAACGACGAGAUCAUUCGAGAGUUCAAUCGAUCUCUUCGAAAUAAGUUUCCCAAUCGAUACUCAACAUUUUCUCAUCCAACCCGUUCAAUCCAUCCGAAAGACUUCACUCGAUCAGAAAUUCUUGAAAUUUGUUUACUUGUGCUGAUUCUAUUAGAACACACAUUUAUCUUUCUUUUGACUUUUCAAAAGAAACCAUCGAAAACAACGCGCAAAAUAUCUAAUCAAUUUGCAAUCGAUCUGCCCUCGAAAACAGUUCUCUACUGUUGUUUACACCGAAAUUGGAUACGCGCAUUUUCCUUUACAAACGUCUGUCUUUCAUGUGUAUAUUUCGUUAAACUAACUCUCAAACAUUAUCAUCCGAAUCUUGUCCAUCAUUCGUCAAUCACAUUUUAUUCUCUACCGUUGAAUCUCCUGCAACAAAUCAUUGUUAAUUUUAGUACAUUUCAUCUUUUAAUCAUUUCCAUCAGUGUUUUUCAAUAUUUCUUACGAUAUUAUCGUUUAAUCAGAAAUACCUAUUCAAGUUACUUUUUCAACGAUCAAAAUCUCCUUUUAACGAAACAUACCAACGUCGCGUUGAUUUUAAGCGGCUCAUUAGCGCUCAUCUUCGGCUAUAAUUUCAUAUUCUAUGCUCCUAAACAUCCUCAAACAUUGAGUUUACUUCCACUAGUGUCAUUCAACAUGAUUCUCUUGCCAUUAAUCAAUUUCACCAUCUUUGUAUUUCUGAUUAUCUGUUUUAUUCUGAGUUUUUCAUUCAAAACUGACCUUGCCUAUCUGUCCGCUUAUGAUGAUCCUGAAAAUCUCCGAUUAAUCGUGGAGAAGAAGACUUGUAUCAAAUGUUACUCGAAAAUCUUGCGGAACAACCCGAAUUUGUUCCAAGACAACAACUAUUCAUAUCGAAAUCUCUACAAACAUUUCUUUCCUCCGAAUCUACGUUCAUCAUAUCCGUUCCAAACAAAGCGAAUCUAUCACUUAUCAACCAAGAAGGAAAUCUCCUCCCAAACAGACUUGCCUCAUGACGAAGCGACCAGUCCUGAAAUCGAUCCAAUCGAUAUUCUCGUUUUCAAGAAAACAUUGAAUCAACUGGACCAUCAGCAUUCAUUAUGCCAUUUAUGUUAUUAUCUAUUGGCGAUUUUUCUCCUGAAAUACGUUCUUUUGACAUUUCCUCAAUUUAGCCUUCAAAUGUUAUUUCAUCUAAAACAAUUUUAUUACUUCAUUCUGAAGAAGAACCAUUCGAAUAUAAUAACGGAUUCAUUAUAUGAAAAUCACGAGAUUCUCUUGAAAUUAUUUCAUUAUUUAUUUUUAAUCGCAAGAUUCGGUGAUAGUCUUCUGCUAAUACGCUUAUCGUAUCUGAUCAGAACAUACUUUCCAUGCUGGUGUCAGUUCAAUUCGAAAAUUUGGCGUCAGCAACAGCAACUAUCUCAUCAAAUUUUAACAAUGAAAACGUCCGUCUCAUCGACAAACAAUGAACAGAUGUCUGCGAGUGAUGUGUUGAAAGGAAAUGAAACUAUACAGGAACAGCCAAUGGAACGAUCACAUUGGAAAAGAAAACAUUGUCGGUUUCGGUUGCGUUUUCAGUUUGUGCCCUUAUGGUCGAAUGAUCGGCCGAGAUUUUUUAAUAUUGAAGACGAGCGGAAUAAGAAAGAAAACAUCGAGAUUUUGUGA